This is a messenger RNA of Orbicella faveolata, 1313 nucleotides long. Its product is annotated as cell cycle checkpoint protein RAD1-like. The record is from RefSeq and is a predicted model, not a curated record. Gene Ontology annotation, biological process: DNA repair; DNA damage checkpoint signaling. NCBI's taxonomy places the organism in Eukaryota, Metazoa, Cnidaria, Anthozoa, Scleractinia, Merulinidae. Gene Ontology annotation, cellular component: checkpoint clamp complex; nucleus.
UUGGAAACGUUUUACUCUGGAUAAUGUCUAGGCUCACACAACAAAGUGGCGAUGACAGUCGUUACAUUCUCGUGGCCAAGUUGGACAACGCGAGGAAUCUUCUCAACAUCCUGAAAGCUGUACAUUUCAAAGAGUCAGCCACCUGUUUUGUAAGUAACAAUGGCCUCAAGGUGACAGUUGAAGAUGCCAAGUGUGUGCAGGCCAAUGCAUUUGUCCAGAGUGGAAUCUUCCAGGAAUAUAUUUUCAAAGAGGAGAGUGCUACCUUCAGGAUAAACCUAAAUGUCCUUCUGGAAUGCCUCAAUAUUUUUGGUUCCUCUAAAGACACUGGAACUUGUACUGCUCUGAAGAUGUGCUAUGCAGGAUAUGGCUCUCCUCUUAUCCUCAUGCUAGAGGAAGGAGGUGUUCUAACAGAUUGUAGCAUUCAGACUCAAGAGCCAGAUGAAACUUUGGAUUUUGACUUCAGUAGUGCAGAGGUCCUCAAUAAGAUUAUCAUGAAAGUAAGAAGGAGAGCACUUUGUUAUAUAACAAUCAUGUCAUGGCUCACACAACAAAGUGGCGAUGACAGUCGUUACAUUCUCGUGGCCAAGUUGGACAACGCGAGGAAUCUUCUCAACAUCCUGAAAGCUGUACAUUUCAAAGAGUCAGCCACCUGUUUUGUAAGUAACAAUGGCCUCAAGGUGACAGUUGAAGAUGCCAAGUGUGUGCAGGCCAAUGCAUUUGUCCAGAGUGGAAUCUUCCAGGAAUAUAUUUUCAAAGAGGAGAGUGCUACCUUCAGGAUAAACCUAAAUGUCCUUCUGGGAAAGACAGUCCACACAAUUUGGCAUAUUUGGUCUUGUGAAAGUAUUAAAGCAUCCAAAUUGAUUCUAAUGUUGCAGUCCGAUUUUCCAAAAGAUUCUGACAUGGUGGAGUCAUUUGAGUGUCAACAGACUCAGACAAACAGGUAUAGGAUCAGCCUUCUGAAGCCAUCUACUAAGGCACUGCAGCUGUCCAGCAAAAUUUCCAUCAGGAUGGAUGGUAGAGGAUUCCUCUCACUACAGUACAUGAUCAUAAAUGAAGAUGGGCAGGUCUGCUUUGUGGAAUACCUGUGUGCUCCAGAUGAAGAAGUUGAUGAGGAUGAUGAAGAGGAUCUUGGUUAAAUGAACAGAAAAGCAAAAGCAAAUAAAUUGGUCAAUAUCACAAGGAAGUGUUAGAGAUUAGCCUUGCAGAAUGAAGACAUUCACAAGGCAGAGCUCUACUCAAGGAACCAGAAACAUUUCCUUACACAUUUACAAUGUAUAUUGUUGUGGGAAACAUUUUGUUGAUCAACCAUUGGU